AUGUCGUUUUACAGCAGUGUAAGCGAAUUAUUGCGUCCGGUAACGCAGUUCAAGUUUUCAUCACUUGUUAACGUGUCUCAAGUGCGUAAUGCUACCAAAAGAGUCUCUGGUUCUAGAACCAACAAGAAUGAUUCUGCUGGUAGAAGAUUAGGUCCUAAGGCAUACGAAAAUACUUUUGUAAAGCCAGGUCAAAUUAUAAUGAGACAAAGGGGUACUAAGAUACACCCAGGGGAAAAUGUAGGGAUUGGUAUUGAUCACACUAUUUACGCUUUAGAACCAGGUUAUGUCAAGUUCUAUUACAAUCCUUUCCAUCCAUACAGAAAAUAUGUUGGUAUUUCAUUGAAGAAGGAUUUAGAUCUCCCAACUCCACAUUUUGAGCCCCGUACUAGAAGAUUUGGUUAUGUUGAAUUGACCGGCUUGGAUGCCACUAAGGAAGAAACUAGAAUGUCAAGAAAGGAGUUUUUGGCUACACCUAAGUUGAAGGCUUUACAAGAAGAAGAAUCUGCAUUUGCUCACAAGACUAUAGAAUAUUUUAAGGAGCAGUUGAGUGAAUAUAAAGAUACAGUAGAGGAUGAGAACAUGGGUGCUGAAAGAUUAUUCAAAAUUUAUCAAUUAGUCACAGUAGGUCAACCACUCGAACAAGCUCAAAUACAAGCCACCUUCGAUUACUUAUGGGAUUUGAAAUUAGCACACAACGGAGCUGAUAUCAGCACUCAACGUGAAAAAUAUUUGAAUUUCGUAGAGAAGUUUGACAAUACUGUCAGUGUUGAUUUCUCCAAUCUUCAAGACGCCAAAUUGUUUGCAUACAUUACACCUCAAGCAAGAUCAGCCAAGAAACAGGAGAUAACAAACAAGCUUGAAACCUCAUAUAGUAAUAAAGUGUUAAAGGCAUCUGAGAAGUCUGAAGUUAUGAACUUGAUAAAGUCUCCAGGUAUUUUCUCACAAAAGGAACAAACAGAUUUGACAGAUACUUUCUUGCCCAAGGUUUUACCUUUGGAUGUUCCAGGAUCUAUUAUCGAAGAUGUUGACACCAAAAAGCCUCCCAAGGGUGUUGUUAUCACCAGAGUUUACGAUGCUGAAACCAAAACCUUAAAAGUUGUUGGCAGACCAAAGGAGGUUUACUCCAACUAG
Molecule: messenger RNA, 1131 nt
Organism: Lizanozyma spartinae
Lineage: Eukaryota; Fungi; Ascomycota; Pichiomycetes; Serinales; Debaryomycetaceae
Gene: MRP7
Product: mitochondrial 54S ribosomal protein bL27m
Exons: 1
Coding region: 1-1131 (376 amino acids)
Biological process (GO): translation
Cellular component (GO): ribosome; mitochondrial large ribosomal subunit
Molecular function (GO): structural constituent of ribosome
Source: RefSeq, a predicted model, not a curated record